GGCGGGCGGGGGCGGCUCCUCGGCCGGUUCCCCGGGGCGGGGCGGGCGGCGCCGGCGGCUCGGCCGGUCGCGGGUUGGCACCGAGCGGAGCGGAGCGAUGAUCCGCCGGGAAGACACUGAACGGGCAGUGGAAAUUCUAACCAGAUACCAAAGCACCCUGCGGUCUCCGGAGGAGCAGGAGCUAAAAGCCUCCAUUGGAAAAGUCUCGCACAUCUUUCAAAGUGAACUCUUCCAGGCUCUGCUGGAUAUCCAUGAAUUCUACGAUUUCACGCUGCGCUCUGCACCCCUGCAGCCUCCCAGCCCGGACGCACGUCGCGACACAGCCAGGCAGCAGCGCGGGGCCAGCGAGCCCGGCUCCGCGGUCGCACCCAAAGAGCCCCAAAACCUCCCGGAGGAUCCGUCCUGGGAUGGUGAGCGGAGGCUUCCCGCAGGGGCUGGGGACGGCGCGCCGGGGACGCCGCCACGGCUGGUGAGGGUGACGGCCCGGAGGACGGAGGCGCCGGCCAGCGUCUGCAGCCUGGUGCUCGGCUCCCGCAGCGCCCUGCCCCAGGCCAACCCUGCUCCCAUUAUCGUGAACACAGACUCGCUGGAACAAGGGCUCUCUGUGAACGGCAGCGAUGGGAUGUUCAAAUACGAGGAGAUCGUCUUGGAAAGGGGUAAUUCUGGCCUCGGCUUCAGCAUAGCGGGAGGAAUCGACAACCCCCACAUUCCAGAUGACCCGGGAAUCUUCAUCACCAAAAUCAUCCCCGGGGGAGCGGCAGCCAUGGACGGCCGUCUGGGGGUGAACGACUGCGUGCUGCGGGUGAAUGACGUGGACGUCUCCGAGGUGGUGCACAGCAAAGCCGUGGAGGCCCUGAAGGAAGCGGGCCCCGUGGUGCGGCUCGUGGUGCGUCGCCGGCAGCCCCCGCCAGAGACCAUCAUGGAGGUCAACCUGAUGAAGGGUCCCAAAGGCCUGGGGUUCAGCAUCGCGGGGGGCAUUGGGAACCAGCACAUCCCCGGGGACAACAGCAUCUACAUCACCAAGAUCAUCGAGGGCGGCGCUGCCCAGAAGGAUGGGCGCCUGCAGAUCGGGGACCGGCUGCUGGCGGUGAAUAACACGAACCUGCAGGACGUGAGGCACGAGGAGGCGGUGGCCGCCCUGAAGAACACCUCUGACAUGGUGUACCUGAAAGUGGCCAAGCCCGGCAACAUCCACCUCAACGACAUGUACGCGCCCCCCGACUACGCCAGCACCUUCUCAUCCUUGGCUGACAACCACAUAAGCCAUAACUCCAGUCUGGGCUACCUGGGCAGCGUUGAGAGCAAGCCUGCCUACCCCGUCCCUCCCCAGGUGACUCCAUCCCGGUACUCGCCCAUCCCUCGGCACAUGAUCGGGGAUGAGGACUUCACAAGGGAGCCCCGGAAAAUCAUCCUGCACAAAGGCUCCACUGGUCUGGGCUUCAACAUCGUCGGGGGGGAAGAUGGCGAGGGGAUCUUCGUGUCCUUCAUCCUGGCCGGAGGCCCCGCCGACCUCAGCGGGGAGCUGCGGCGGGGAGACCGCAUCCUCUCGGUGAACGGCGUGAACCUCCGCAACGCCACCCACGAGCAGGCGGCGGCGGCGCUGAAGCGGGCGGGGCAGACGGUGACCAUCAUCGCGCAGUACCGGCCCGAAGAGUACAGCCGCUUCGAGUCCAAGAUCCAUGACCUGAGAGAGCAGAUGAUGAACAGCAGCAUGAGCUCCGGUUCCGGCUCGCUCCGGACAAGCGAGAAAAGAUCUCUCUAUGUCCGAGCCCUCUUUGACUACGACCGGACCCGGGACAGUUGCUUGCCCAGCCAGGGGCUCAGUUUCUCCUAUGGGGACAUCCUGCAUGUCAUCAAUGCCUCCGAUGAUGAGUGGUGGCAAGCCAGGCUUGUCACGCCCCAUGGCGAGAGCGAGCAGAUCGGGGUCAUCCCCAGCAAGAAAAGGGUGGAAAAGAAGGAGAGAGCACGGUUGAAAACAGUGAAGUUCCACGCCAGGACUGGCAUGAUUGAGUCCAACAGGUCGAUCAAAACGAAACGUAAAAAGAGUUUCCGCCUCUCUCGAAAGUUUCCAUUUUACAAGAGCAAAGAGAACCUGGCCCAGGAGAGCAGCGGACAGGAACAGGGCGUGACAUCAAACACCAGUGACAGCGAGAGCAGUUCCAAAGGACAAGAGGACACCAUCCUGUCGUAUGAGCCAGUGACGCGGCAAGAAAUUCACUAUGCGAGGCCGGUGAUCAUCCUGGGGCCGACAAAGGACCGAAUUAACGACGAUCUCAUCUCCGAAUUCCCACACAAGUUUGGUUCCUGUGUGCCACACACCACCAGACCUCGGCGCGAGAACGAGGUGGACGGACAAGACUACCAUUUCGUGGUAUCCCGUGAGCAAAUGGAGAAGGACAUCCAGGACAACAAGUUCAUAGAGGCUGGGCAGUUCAAUGACAACCUCUACGGGACCAGCAUUCAGUCAGUGCGGGCAGUGGCGGAGAGGGGGAAACACUGCAUCCUGGACGUGUCUGGCAAUGCUAUCAAGAGGUUGCAACAAGCACAACUUUAUCCCAUUGCCAUUUUCAUCAAACCAAAAUCCAUCGAAGCUCUCAUGGAGAUGAACCGGAGACAGACGUAUGAACAGGCCAACAAGGUCUUUGACAAAGCCAUGAAACUUGAGCAAGAGUUUGGAGAGUAUUUUACAGCCAUCGUACAAGGAGACUCUCUUGAAGAGAUUUACAGCAAAAUCAAACAGAUCAUUGAGGACCAGUCCGGGCACUACAUCUGGGUCCCGUCCCCAGAGAAACUCUGAAGAUGUCCUCCACCUGCUACCCUGUGAGCAGAAGAUCUCCGAAGUCCCACCCCACCCGAGCCCUCUGCCCCAAGGAGGGGGGAUAUGAAAACUAUUCCUGCCCCCUUUUUUUAGAUCGUCGCAAAAUUGAGUUUUUCUAGUCCUGUUUCUUUUGUUGGGAUGAACUCAUUCAUCACGUGACUGUUCCCACCGUUCCUGCAUGGACCUUCCCACUGCUCCAUUAGAGACAGAUGAGAAUCCGUUCAAGGUCGUUUUUUAUUAUUAUUAUUAUUAUUAUUAUUAUUAACUAAACCAAGAAUCAAGAUGGGAGGAGGCAGCUAAGGACUAACGUAAGAAACAAGUGAGCCAAUGGACUCUGGGCACACGAGCUAGUAUCAGAGCUCCAGGGGCAUUUUUCCAAGUGUGACUGUCUAGCAGCUCUGAACAGUGCGACAGAAAGGCAGCAGAAAGCUUUUUAUUUAUCUGUAUAUGUAAUUUAUAUAUAAUAUAGAGAGAGAUAUUAUAUAUAUAUUAUAUAUAUAUAUAUGUAUGUGGACUAGGAAACCUGAGGGACCUCUCUUAAAAGGUAUUGUAUUAUUGCAAGGAUCUUUCAGUUUCUCUGUCCCAACGGCUGGGCGUAGGGAGUCCACUUGGGCAUGAAGAGCUCAAAACGGUACCAGGUGCUUGGGAAGCGUCUCCCGUGGGGGCAGCCUCCUGCCCGCCGCCCCGGGUCUGCGAGGCAGAGCAGAGACUGGUAUGCUGCCUGCGCAGGAGGGACCAGGGGUCCAGAGUAACACGGCAAGGAGCAGCAGCCGCCACGAGCGCGGCUGGCAGAGACAGAGACUGAGCAGGAGGCUGCAGAGCAAGAGAAUGGAUGAUGCUACAUAUUAAAUUGCACAUUGUUUUACACACCA
Chroicocephalus ridibundus (black-headed gull) is the source of this 3690-nucleotide messenger RNA. RefSeq names its product discs large MAGUK scaffold protein 3 (gene DLG3). Gene Ontology annotation, molecular function: kinase binding. NCBI's taxonomy places the organism in Eukaryota, Metazoa, Chordata, Aves, Charadriiformes, Laridae. The transcript is spliced from 24 exons. The record is from RefSeq and is a predicted model, not a curated record. Bases 98 to 2797 code for a protein of 899 amino acids. Gene Ontology annotation, biological process: receptor clustering; cell-cell adhesion; chemical synaptic transmission. Gene Ontology annotation, cellular component: postsynaptic density membrane; plasma membrane; neuron projection.